This is a messenger RNA of Ciona intestinalis (vase tunicate), 4216 nucleotides long. Its product is annotated as protein HID1-like. Gene Ontology annotation, cellular component: Golgi medial cisterna; Golgi trans cisterna; membrane. The record is from RefSeq and is a predicted model, not a curated record. Lineage: Eukaryota; Metazoa; Chordata; Ascidiacea; Phlebobranchia; Cionidae.
AAUAACUACUUUAAUCAAUAUUAUAUCUCUCUCAAUUAUGUAUUUCAUGCACCAGGUAAUCGGGCUUAAUUAAAUAUUGCAAUGGGCAAUACUGAAACUAAACUAAGCUUUCGGAAAGCUGUGAUUCAGCUCACAACGCGAAUGCAACCAGUUGAGGCAAAUGAUGAUGCGUUUUGGGAUCAAUUCUGGACCGAACCGAUAAAUAACGUGCAGGAUGUUUUUGCACUGGUGCCUGCUGCUGAAGUUCGUGCUUUGAGGGAAGAAUCACCCUCAAAUCUUGCAACCCUGUGUUACAAGGCUGUUGAAAAGCUAGUUCAGGCUUCUGACAGUGGUUGCCACACUGACAGAGAGCAGCACAUUGUUUUAAACUGCUGCCGACUGUUAACUCGGAUACUGCCUUACAUUUUCGAAGAUCCAGAUUGGCAAGGAUUUUUCUGGACAAGUCUGCCAACAAAUUCCAAUGAAACAGACCCAAAUGGGGAGCCUUGCGCCCCUCUGGCAAAGUCACUGAUACUGUCUUUGUCUAACUUGCUGUACUGCCCUGAGUUCACUGUGGCAUCGCACAGCAAGAAAGGUUCGACUGAUAAACCAGAAGACCUCACCAGCGUGGAUAGUUGCGAAUAUAUUUGGGAAGCCGGGGUCGGUUUCCCACGUUCCCCUCCAGCGUACGGUUACAUCGACCAGAACCGCACAGAGAUCUUGAAACUUCUUCUCACUUGCUUUUCGGAAACCAUCUACACCCCACCAGGUGCAGGUGAUGAUUCUGCAGCCAACAAAUGGAUUGAAUGUUUUUGCUCCUCUGAUAACCGUCAAGCAUUGCCCUUAUUUACGUCACUUCUUAACGUUUUUUGUGCUUACGAUCCUGUAGGGUUAGGAGUCCCUUACAACCAUCUUCUGUUCCAUGAUUACAGGGAACCUUUAGUUGAAGCUGCUUGCCAGAUUUUAAUUGUAGCAUUGGAUCAUAACGCAGCAGAAAAAGAGGACGAACCAGUCGACAGUUCAAGUCUUUCACCAUCCAUUCUUUCAACAAGCGGAAGUAGUUCAAACCUUUUUAUCAACUAUUUAUCUCGCAUCCAUCGUGACGAGGACUUUGCUUUCAUCCUUUCUGGCAUCUGCAGACUCCUCAACAAUCCUCUCCAACAAACAUACUUGCCUGGCUCCACAAAGAAGGUUGGGUUUCACCAAGAGCUUCUUGUGUUCUUCUGGAAGUUGUGUGACACGAAUAAAAAGUUCCUUUUCUUUGUCUUGAAAAGCAGUGAUGUAUUAGAUAUACUCGUCCCCAUAUUAUACCAUUUAAAUGAUGCAAGAGCAGAUCAAUCUCGAGUGGGAUUAAUCCACAUUGGUGUGUUUAUACUUCUCUUACUAAGCGGUGAACGUAACUUUGGUGUUCGGUUAAACAAACCGUUCUCCGCUGCUGCACCUACAGAUGUACCUGCAUUUGCUGGAACACAUGCGGAUUUCCUUGUUCUUGUUUUUCACCGUGUAAUAACUGCCGGCCACCAACGACUACAACCAUUAUAUGAUUGCUUGCUGACCAUUAUUGUGAAUGUGUCACCUUACCUAAAGUCUCUUUCAAUGACGGCAGCUUCCAAGUUACUUCAUCUGCUUGAAGCCUUCAGUACUCCAUGGUUCCUGUUUUCUUCCCCACAGAACCAUCACCUUGUGUUUUUUCUACUUGAAGUUUUCAACAAUAUUAUACAAUACCAGUUUGACGGAAAUGCUAAUUUAAUUUAUACCAUCAUUAGAAAGCGUCAGGUGUUUCACCAGCUAGCAAACCUGCCGACUGAUUCAGCUUCAUUAUCUAAAGGUGUUAACAAGAAGAGAAAUCGACCUCAAUCUGCGUCAAAUUCUGAACGCAAAGAUACACAUGGAGAGGUGUCUACAGUAGAAGUGGCUGAAUCAGGAGUCUUAAGCACAUCAUUAGCAGCAACACCAGAUCUAGGUAAUUUGGUCUCGCAAGUUCACAGUGAAAGAGCUGAGAAGCAAAGUCCACAAUCUCGACAAAGUGAGGCAGAAAACUCAGAAGUAGAAGCAAACCGUGCGUCUCCUUAUUACCCAGAAUCUCCGGAUGCAACGAACCAUACUAACCAUGAAGAACCUUUGGAAUGGUCCCCAACAUCUGACUGGGUCCAAUCAUGGAAAUCUAAGUUACCCCUCCAGACGAUUAUGAGAAUGCUGCAAGUUCUAGUGCCUCAAGUGGAGAAAAUCUGCAUUGACAAAAACCUCACCGACGAAUCAGAAAUAUUAAAAUUCCUUCAGCAUGGUACGUUGGUUGGUUUAUUGCCCGUACCUCAUCCUAUCCUGAUCCGUAAAUAUCAAGCGAACGCAGGUACCACAUCAUGGUUCCGCACCUACAUGUGGGGUGUGAUAUACCUUCGUAAUAUUGAUCCCCCCAUAUGGUACGACACUGAUGUCAAGUUGUUCGAUAUACAGCGUGUGUAGAAUGUAAUUUUUUUAUUCCGUAUCGUAUGGGUGUGGACCUUCUGGACCUGGGAUUUAGGCCAGAUUUGGCCCAUUACCCCAACACCCUUUUACGUAAGUGACUUGCUCGCGAUAGUGAAGUCCUGGUGUGACUGUGAAAUAUAAAAUGUUUUUCCUGAUAAUUGUUAACAUAAGCUCAAACAUUCACUUUGUAUAAAGAAACACCACCUGGUUCCAAUGUUACUUUAAACUUAUCCCCCAUUUUUGGUCCAAUUGGAAAGCAAGCUAUUUCUAGUUUUUUUGCUAAGUUUUUAAUUCCCAUUACUGUUUUUUAGAAGCAAAUACGUCAAUUGUAAACUAGUUGACUUUUUACUUAAUUUUUUUCUGCUUAUACACAAAGUAACUUGAACUAAUUUUGAUGUGUCAACUCAUUUGUACUUCUAAGUUCUAAUGUUAGCAACAAAAAAUAAGAGGUUUACAAUAUAUAACAACGUAGCAUUGCCAUUUUAGAGCUUGUUAUUAUUUGUAGUAAUUUUUCCGAAAUACGGUAAAAGACGUACUAAGACUUGAGUAAACUUUUUAUAUUCUGUUGUGAUUGUAGAUUACUUUUAUUUGUUUUGUGUCUGUAGCAUUCCUUGGUGUUUGUAGCCCGUUGUUGUAGUGUAGUACUGUGGGGUAAGAUGGGACACCUUUAGUACAUAAUAUCCAAAUAUCCUGAUUGUGUUUUAAACAAUUAACAACGGUCUAAGGGAGUCAUAAGAAUGCAGUUUUAUAAUUCUUUGAAUGUUCUUUGCUUACCAUCAAAUGGGACAAGAAAAUAGAAUGAAAAGGUGUCCCAUCUUUCCCCAUCCUACUAUAUAACCAUAAAUAGUUGCACUCUUUUAUACAAGUUAUUGUGAAACUUAAUAUUUUUGUUGAAUUGUUUUUUAGCCACGUAGAAUAUUUGCAACUCUCUGUGUUUAAAUAGAUGUUAUAUUAAGAAGCUUAGGUUGUUUAUAUUAUGAACUUUAAUUAUUUAUAUGAAUGAAUUAUGACCAUAAGUUACCACAAUCUUUAGUUUACCCCAACUUUAAUAUAUAUGCUCUGUUUUAUUAUGUAUUCUGUAUCAGGUAGAAGUUUUUGUGCGAAAAUUGAUGCUUAGAUUAUGAUAGGGUAGGGUGGGGGAAGAUGGGACAGCUUUAGCACGUAAUAUCCAAAUAUCCUGAUCAGUGGUGCAGCCAGAAAAAAAAUAAGGAGGGGGUUUAAUCAAAAAAAUUCCAAAAAUUUUUUUUUAAUAAUAUUUUUAAUAUUUUUUUUUUUGAUUAAAAGGGGGGGGGGGGUGCGACUGCCUAAACCCCCCCUGGCUGCCCCACUGAUCCUGAUCAUGUUUUAAAUAAUUAACAACAGUCUAUGGAAGUCGUGAGGAUAUGGUUUUAUAAUUUAUAAAAUGUUCUUUGCUUACUACCAAAUAGGAAGAGAAAAUGGAAUGAAAAUGUGUCCCAUCUUCCUCCACCCUACUAUAUAUAAAUUAUCAUUAGGCAAGCUAGUGUGCUACAUAAGUUACUGUCAUAACAUCAAAGUCAAAUCUUUGUGUCAAAUCAAUAUUUAAACUUAAAAAAAUUUGUAUUGUUUUAAUAUUUCAUUCAAAUAUCAAUUAUGACCAUAUUUGGAAAAUCCCGAUUUUUCCGUCUUCUCAUGAGUUUUAUAUUUAUUGAUGUAAUUGUGCAAUAUAUCACUAUUUGGCUUCACGUGAUAAGAUUCAUAUGAAUACAUGAGCUGUUUGUAAAGUCCUGUAAGGUUAAAUGUUUUGUUAAAG